Messenger RNA from Perognathus longimembris pacificus (Pacific pocket mouse), 2807 nucleotides. RefSeq names its product regulator of G protein signaling 4 (gene Rgs4). The record is from RefSeq and is a predicted model, not a curated record. NCBI's taxonomy places the organism in Eukaryota, Metazoa, Chordata, Mammalia, Rodentia, Heteromyidae. The transcript has 5 exons. Bases 132 to 749 code for a protein of 205 amino acids.
CUUUGGAGGGAGAAGCUCAGGAGGAUUCUGACAGCAUCUUUGUGGAGAAGACAGAAGAGCUUUCAAAAUAGAAACCACAGCUCCUCCUGCUGCCUUUCUUUCCCACCUGCGACUCCCACACCGAUAGCAAGAUGUGUAAGGGACUUGCAGGUCUGCCGGCUUCCUGCCUAAGGAGUGCAAAGGACAUGAAACAUCGGCUGGGGUUCCUGCUGCAGAAGUCUGAUGCUGGUGAACAUAGUUCAUCCCACAGCAGGAAGGACAGAGGGGUUGUUAGCCAGAGGGCGAGCCAAGAGGAAGUCAAGAAAUGGGCUGAAUCACUGGAAAACCUGAUUAGCCAUGAAUGUGGGCUGGCAGCUUUCAAAGCUUUCUUGAAGUCUGAAUUCAGCGAGGAAAACAUUGACUUCUGGGUCAGCUGUGAAGAGUACAAAAAAAUCAGGUCACCCUCUAAGCUAAGUCCCAAGGCCAAGAAGAUUUAUAACGAGUUCAUCUCAGUUCAAGCAACCAAGGAGGUGAACCUGGACUCUUGCACCCGGGAGGAGACAAGCCGGAACAUGAUCCAUCCUACCAGAACCUGCUUUGAUGAAGCUCAGAGGAAGAUUUUCAACCUUAUGGAAAAGGAUUCUUAUCGCCGGUUCCUCAAGUCCCGAUUCUAUCUUGAUUUGGUCAAUCCUUCCAGCUGUAGGGCAGAGAGGAAGAAAGGAGCCAAGAGAUUGGCAGACUGCACUCACCUGUUCCCCCAGUAUGCCUAAUUCUCAUUGGAGGCAGAGAGCUGACAUACUAAGACUCUAUGCUUUGGAAAUUCUGAGGCCAAAUAUUGAUCUCUAUAAAGCACCAAUGCUUUAUCCACAUUGUAGCCUAAGUGUUCAUGCUGUCUGCCAUGUGUGAGUCACUUCCAUGUACAAAUCAAUUCAGUCACGGUGGUCUGGUGUUCACUGGGGUGGGAUCCUCUUCUAGUCCAGUUUGCCCUAGUUUCCUUUAGGAUGACAUGCGAGCGAGUAUUCAAAUAAUGACCUUGUAGGCCUGGAUUCUCGAAGACUGUUGGCAGCUCUCCACUCCCAACAGUCUGACUUCAUGUUGGUUAAUGGAUACACCCCAUGUAACAUCUAUGUGCAUGUGUAUUCGGUUAGCCAGUACUUCCUACAGAGUCUCAGUGUUUAGGGGAGGUGGCUAUGUAUGUGUGUGGAUGUAUAUAUGUUAAAUGUAUAUACUAUAUACAUAUACAUUCCUUAUAUAUUCUAUCUAUGCUUUCAAACUGUGUGUGAUACACACACUCAAUCUGCAAGAAUAGUUGGGAGACCAUAGGUGCUCAAAUUAGAGAGUAUAUAUGCAAUUCCAUGCAAAUGAGGGUGGCUCUUCAAUAUUGCAUUCAAACAAGGCAAAUUGAACUGACUACCAUUCAAACUGAGAGAGAGAGGUGGAUGCUAACUUCUGGGAAGUUGGUUCUUUAAAAAUCACUGAGUCUUGGGGAAUCAUUGGGGAAGAAUCUAAGGGACUUCAUGCUUCAUUUAAUGGCUGGUGGUCUUCACACUGAGUACUAUUGUAAGGAGCACAUACCAUAAAGAAUCAUACAGCCGCUGACACAAAACUGUCUUGCAUUGGUUAUCACUGUUAAGUCCCUCUGCUGCUGCCUUUUCUUCUUCGCCUGGGCACUCAAAACCUGUGUGUCUCAAAAGCUGGAUUGGUCUGGAGUUGGGAGGGGGGAGGCUUGAGCUAAGAAAUGUAGUCCUGGCACUGCCGGCUAGCCCUGUCAUCUGUAACUGGCUAAGCAAGAGCACAGAACUAUGUUACUAUCCUCUGUCCUCUUUUUCUUUCUUGAUUAAGGUGCUCUUCUCAUAUUUCCCUGAGAACCUUAGCCAACAGAUGAGAUCAUUGUGGUUGCUUAUUUUGUUGUUGUUGUUUUUCCCCUCAUAAGGGUUCUAGGCUCUAUGCCUACAUUACAGAGCAGGGGAAAGGUGAUACUUUAUAAGGGGAAAUCAAGUUUUCACGAACUGAGAAGCUCUCCUAAGUUUUCUCUCUGAAGGUAAAAUCUCAUUCAUUCCAUAGCAAACAUCAGGGCUAGCAGAGACUGAGAGCAUUUCUUUCUAGGCUCAGAGAUUAAAGGAGGAAGAAAGAAAUAGAGAGAGGAAAGAGAAAGGAAGAAAGAAAAAAAGAAAGAGAAAGAAAGAAAGGAGAGGGAAGAGAGAAAGAAAGUUGUUAGAACUAUUGUUUGGAACUUUUCAAGGCAAAUGAAAUACUUGAAAAAUUCUCAUUUAUGUUAUUUAUGCUGUUGUUUUGUACAAUGUUUUUUAAAAAAAUUAUUGUAUUGUUUUAUAAAUGGAGAUACAGAAUAUCACCUGAAUUAUGAAUGAAUGCCCAGGAAGUAAUUUCCUUCUCAUUCUUCUAAAACAACUGCCUUUGAAGUGCCCAUACUCAUGCAUACAUACACACACUGUAUCCAAUGUUCAAGUACAAGUUACAUGUAGAAGCACCUUUGUGGCUUUUAGCCAAUGUGUGGAGCUGCAAAAUGAAGAUGCUAGAGUGUGUGUAUACAAGUCUCAUGGCGUCAAAGUUGUAAAGGUUCUAACUUACCCUUUCUGUCUGGCAAACUUACUUUCCAUGUCCCUAGAGUUCCUCAUCAAGUUCCCUCUUUUGUUAUCCAACACAUCCCUGUCUCCAGUUGACUCUAGAAUCCAAACAGACGACUUUCUGGUCUUUCCCUACUAUGAUAGUCAGAACUUUCAGAUUGUACCUGUACUCAUCAACUCCUGUCUCACAAAUAGAUCUGGAAGGUCACUCUGAAUGAGAAGUAAAUUAUUUUAUGUAAUACA